UAUUAAAGCCCCGCCUAUUGCCGGGGCCUGUAGACUCUCCCUUUUCAUAGAUACUGUGCGGCUGAAGACAGGUCUCAGGACAGAAACCAUCGGAAACGCCCCGACAAUGGAGUGGAAAGCAAUGGAAAUCAACCCUGAGAUGCUGAACAAAUGUUUGUCACGUCUGGGUGUGGCAUCGAACUGGAAGUUCGUGGAUGUUCUCGGUCUAGAAAAUGAAUCCCUCUCCAUGGUGCCAUCGCCAGUGUGUGCUUUAAUGUUGCUGUUCCCUCUAAGUCAACAGCAUGAAUCCCACAGGGAGCGUCAAACGUCAGAACUGAGUGGAAAGGGCAUUGACUCUAAAAUCUACUUCUUAAGGCAGACUAUUUCAAAUUCCUGUGGAACUGUUGGGCUUAUCAACACUAUUGCCAACAAUCAAGAUAAACUUGACUUUGUGGAAGGCUCUGUGUUGAAGAAGUUUCUGAAUGAGACCAUAGAUCUCUCAGCAGAGGAAAGAGCCAAGCAAUUGGAAAAAAAUGAGGAAAUUCAUGCAGCACAUAAUGCUACUGCAGAGGAGGGAGAGUGCCGGGUGCAUGAAGAUGGUACAAACUUCCAUUUUAUCACCUUUGUUGGUGUGGAUGGACACCUCUAUGAACUAGAUGGGAGAAUGCCAUUCCCUCUUGACCAAGGAGAAACAUCAAAUGAUGAACUAUUACAGGACUCAGCAAAGAUCUGCAGACAGUUUAUGGAACGUGAUCAAGGAGAAGUUCGCUUCACUGCUGUGGCCCUUUGCAAAGCCUCUUGAAUAUGGCAAAAAUCAACAUCCCAAUGCACAAAACCACAGAUUAAUGUGCUGUUUUUCAGCUUCAAAUGCUUUGCUUAAAUAAUUGUUGGGGCACCAAAAAGGCACUUGAUGUUUUAAUGGAUGGAAUUUCUGCACUAAACUUUGUAGCAACAUCCUUGUGCUGUCUUGGAUAGUAGACCAGUAUUUGCUUUAGAAUACAAGUUGCCAUCUUAAACUUGUUCCAUAAAUGUCCAUCUUGUUACACUGCAACCCAGAUCACAGCAUUGUGCUAAUUGAAGACUGGUUGCAGUGAUUUGUGGAAAAUUUGUUUAUUCCACACUGCCUAUAUUUACAGCUAUACCUGUAAUGUUGGCUGUAAAUAACUAAUAAAAUUACUGGUGAAGCAA
This is a messenger RNA of Carcharodon carcharias (great white shark), 1167 nucleotides long. It is a transcript of the gene uchl1, whose product is annotated as ubiquitin carboxyl-terminal esterase L1 (ubiquitin thiolesterase). Gene Ontology annotation, molecular function: cysteine-type deubiquitinase activity. The transcript has 9 exons. NCBI's taxonomy places the organism in Eukaryota, Metazoa, Chordata, Chondrichthyes, Lamniformes, Lamnidae. The coding region runs from base 107 to 781 and encodes 224 amino acids. Gene Ontology annotation, biological process: ubiquitin-dependent protein catabolic process; protein deubiquitination. The record is from RefSeq and is a predicted model, not a curated record. Gene Ontology annotation, cellular component: cytoplasm.